This is a messenger RNA of Porites lobata, 1877 nucleotides long. Lineage: Eukaryota; Metazoa; Cnidaria; Anthozoa; Scleractinia; Poritidae. The record is from the annotation of a GenBank genome assembly.
AUGGUGACAAGGGUGACAACGGCAACAACAGUGACAAAAUUCACAACGGUCACAACAGUGGGAACGGUGAAAACAGUAAGAACUGUCAAAACGGCGACAAUGAUGACACCGGUAACAACCAUGACAACAGUGACUACAAUGACUACAGUGAGAACAGUAACAAUGGUGACAACAGUGACAAGGUUGACACCAAUGACAACAUUGACAAUGGUGAGAACCUUGACAACAGUGACAACGGUGACAACAGUGACAUUAGUGACAAUGGUGACAACAAUGAAAAAAGUGACAACAGUGACAACGGUGACAACAGUCACAACAGUGACAACAAUAAGAACGGUGACAACAGUGACAAAAGUGACAACAGUGAUAACAGUGACAAUGGUGACAACGGUGAAAACAGUGACAACAAUGAAAACAGUGACAACGGUUACAAAAGCGACAACAGUGAAAACAGUGACAAUGGUGAACACUGUGACAACAGUGACAACGGUGACAACAGUAAACACAGUGACAACAGUGAGAACGGUGACAACAGUGACAACGCUGAAAAAAGUGACAACAGUGAGAUCAGAGAACACUUUGACACUAGUGACAAAAGUGACAACGGUGAAAACAGUGACAACAGUGACCACGGAGACAACUGUGACAACAGCAAAAACAGUCAGAACGGUGACAACACUGACAACUGUGACAACAGUGAAACAGCGAGAACGAUGACAAGAAUGACAACACUGACAACACUGACAAACACUGACAACGGCGACAACUGUGACAACAGUGACAAAAGUGAAAGAGGGGACAAUGGUGACAACGGUGACAACAGUGACAACAGUGAAAACGGUGACAACAGUGACGAAGGUGACAACUGUGACAACAGUGACAACAGUGAAACCGGUGAAAAUAGUGAAAAAGGUGACAACUGUGACAACAGUGACAACAGUGACAGCAGCGACAACGGUGACAACGGUGACAACAGUGACAACGGAGAAAACAGGAACAAAAGUAAGAACAGUCACAAAGUUGGAAACAGUAAAAACAAUGACAACAGUGACAACUGUGACAACAGUAACAAUACUGACAAUGAUUAAAAAAGUGACAACGCUGACAACAAUGAAAACAGUGACAACAGUGACCAAGAUGGCAACAGUGAAAACAGUGACAACAGUGACAACUGUCAACGGUGACCACAAUGACAACAGUGACAACGGUGUUAACGGUGACAACAGUGACAACGGUGACAACUGUGACAACAGUCACAACAGCGAGAACAGUGACAGCAGGGAAAACAGUGACAACGGUGACAAUAGUGACAACAGUGAUAACGGUGACAAUGUUGACAACAGCUACGACAGUGACAACAGUGAGAAACGUGAAAAUGGAGACAACGGUGACAACAGUAAGAACACUGAAAAACAAUGAGAACAGUGACAACAGUGACAACAGUGACAAUGGUGACAACGGUGACAACAGUGACAACAGUGACAACAGUGACAACAGUGACAACGGAGACAACGGUGACAUCGGCCACAACAGUGCCAACACUGACAUCCGCAACAACAGUGACACUGGUGAAACCAGUGACAACGGUGACAACAGCGACAAGAGUGACAAGGGUGAGAACGGUGACAACGGUUACAACAGCAACAACGAUGGCAAUGGUGACAACUGUGACAACAGUGACAACAGUGAAAACGGUGACAGCAGUGACAACGGCGACAACUGUGAAAACAGUGACAACAGUGACAACGGUGACAACAGUGACAACAGUGAUAACGGUGACAGUGUUGACAACAGUUAAAACAGUGGCAACAGUGAGAACGGUGAUAACAGAGACAACGGUAACAACAGUGAGAACAGUGACAACAGUAAAAAGGUGA